AUGCUUCUAUUACGUACAUCGGGAUUACUUCUGUUGUUGUUGUUGACAAAUGCGGACUCGGACUUAGAUGACAACUACGAUAUUUGCUUUUUGUGCUCAUGUAACCCAGAACAGAACAGCGUAGACUGUUCCCACAGAGGGCUAACUAUUCUUCCUGAUGGAAUAUCCGUAAAAGUUUCGAAGCUUAACAUUUCCAACAACGACAUCUCAGUUUUUCCAACUAACCUCAGCAAACUAUAUAACUUAGUAUCAUUGGAUAUAAGUGGGAAUCAAAUAAAUGAAUUCCCUGAAAAUGCUCUUCAAAAUCUUACAGCGUUAGAAAUAUUGAAUUUGUCAAACAAUGGCUUCGAAACAUGGUUAAGUUUAAAUCCCAACGAAGUUUUAAAACCAGCUGUUAAAUUAAAGAUUUUAGAUUUAUCCAGAAAUAAUUUGAAAACAAUGGCCAAUUUGGCUAAUCAAGAACUAUUCAUUAGCCCAACAUUAGAAACAUUAAUUUUGAAUGACUGUCAAAUAGAUGCUAUUUACGGAAGGUCACCUCUAAGUGGACUUAUUAAUAUAAGAGUAUUAAAACUUGAUAACAAUCCUUUGUUAAGAAUACAAAACCUUAUAUCACCGACCUUAAAGAGUCUAUACGUGAGUAAUUGCCAACUUAGUUACAUAAAUAAUAAUGAACUAUCUUAUUUGCCUUCGCUACUGUAUUUGAAAAUGUCUCACAAUUAUCGUUUGGAAUUAUCUGCAACGUCCAACUCGUUAUUCUCCGAAUCCUUAAAAUUUUUAGACAUAUCAUAUUGUAAUGUCUUCAAACCAAAUCUAGCAGGAUUUCCAAACCUAAGAAAAGCUAUAAUAAAUCAUAAUAUGAUUAGAUAUUUAGGCAGCAACGAGUUUAUAAAUAAUACAAAACUUGAAUAUUUAGAUCUUUCCUACAAUAACAUAGGGUCUAUCAAAGGCGAUACUUUUCGUGGACUUAAUAUGCUAAGGUUUUUAGAUUUAUCUUGGAAUGAAUUGGCUCAAAUACCUGAAAACAGUCUCUUAGAAAUGCCAUCAGUGACUCAAGUAAAACUGGCAAGAAAUUAUUUAAAUCGAGUUGGUCAUUUAAAAUCUACAUCUAUAACAAUUCUUGACAUGAGUUCAUGUGAAAUAAGUGUGAUUGGAAAAGAUUCAUUUGAAGGACUACCAUCACUCAUUGAAAUGGAUUUAUCACAUAAUCUUAUAUCCCAUAUACCUGACAGCAUAUCUUCAAAUACGCUGAAGUAUUUGAACUUAAACUAUAACAGAAUUAGCUCUCUAAGUAAUUUCACCUUUUUUAUGAUGCCUCACCUCACCGGCCUUAGUGUAAUAGGAAAUCGUUUCACAAAUAUUUGGAGCAGAUCAUAUUUUGAAUUUAAUGUCAAUUUAGAUAAACUCGAUUUGAGCGAUAACAUGUGGAGAUGUGAUUGUCGUGAUGAUAAUAUGUAUGAUUUUUAUGAAUUUGUCACUUUAGAACCAAACAAGAAAGAGGAAUCUUAUAAUCUUAUAUGUAACAGCCCUAUUAACGUUAUCGGCCAGACAUGGUUGGAAGCUUGUUAUUUUGCUUGGUAUCCCGAUGUUAAGAAAGGAAAUGCUGAUAACUUAAUAUAUUUUAUUAUUGUUAUGGUAGUCGGUUUAUCAUUAUGUCUAAUUAUUGUAAGUGCUAUAAGAAGAUCUCUCAAACAUCGCUUGUUAGUAAUGCAAACAGAACGAGAACGACAAGUUGAAGAAGCCAGGGAUAGAUUGAGACAAUUAAGAAUGCGAGCUGAACAAGAAGCUUUAUGUAAUACUCCAGAUCCAAGGGAUUUGAUACAACCACCGUCGUAUGAUGAAGCUCUCUCAAUGCCAAAACUAAAUGUAUCCUGUCAUUCUUUGAACGAAACCGGAACUGGCAAAAGUAAACGAAGGAGAGGCAGGAGGAAAACUAAGUCAAGUGGAGAUUUACUCGAAGAGACAGAGAGGAAUGGAGAUGUUCGAGUGAUUGAUGACAUAGAAUUGACUGAAACUCCUAACAUCGAUGACAGACGACGUCGGCGGCGUAACAGAAGAUACGGUAGUCAUGAUAUAGCAGAACUUGAUGAUAGUCCUGGAGCGAGAAGGAGACGAAUGUCCUCGGUUGAACCACAUGAGAAUAGCGUCAUGCUGCAAGUUGAGGCAGAUCUAGAGGCACCCAAUAAUCGAAGGCUUGGCUUAAAUGAGAGUCACCCACGAGAAAGUGACUUUUAG
This is a messenger RNA of Danaus chrysippus (African queen), 2232 nucleotides long. Lineage: Eukaryota; Metazoa; Arthropoda; Insecta; Lepidoptera; Nymphalidae. The record is from the annotation of a GenBank genome assembly.